CGAAGCCAUUCGUUUUACCUCUCGAACAGACUAUUUCAGUAGGUAGCUAACUGAAAGAAGGAGGACGUGUUUUUCAGGUUGAGGGACUUUUUUGUAUCUGCUUGAAGAUGUACAGUUGAAUCAUGAAACAUUUAGUGCUUGCACAGUGAGAUAGGAGUCAGUCUGGUUGUCAUGGAGAAGUCAUGGAGAUUGUGGGGGGCUCUCGAGCGGUGUGUGCUGACCAUGGGCUCUUGGUCUUGGGGAGUGUGCCGAAUCUCCUUGCUGGCUUUAAUCCUCACGUUCCAUCUGUACGGAGGUUUCCUACUUCUAGGUCUCAUCCUGGCCUCUAUUGCAGGUAUCCUUUACAAGUUCCAGGAUGUACUGCUCUAUUUCCCUGACCAGCCUUCAUCCUCUCGCCUGUACGUUCCCAUGCCGACGGGAAUCCCUCACGAGAAUGUGUACGUGCGCACCAAAGACGGGGUGCGGCUUAAUCUCAUCCUGCUCCGCUACACGGGCGACAACCCCGCCACCGCCCCCACCAUCCUGUAUUUCCAUGGCAACGCAGGGAACAUUGGUCACCGUGUGCCCAAUGCUCUACUCAUGUCGGUCAACCUGAAAUCCAGCGUGGUCCUCGUGGAUUAUCGCGGUUACGGGAAAAGCGACGGCGAGCCCAGCGAGGAGGGACUCUACAAAGAUGCCGAGGCAACGCUGGACUACAUCAUGACCCGACCCGACAUCGACAAGACCAAGAUAGUGUUGUUUGGUAGAUCUCUGGGAGGCGCGGUGGCCAUCCGGCUAGCCUCGGUCAACCCUCACCGUGUGGCCGCCAUCAUGGUGGAGAACACAUUCUUAAGUAUCCCACAUAUGGCUGCCACCCUCUUCUCUUUCUUCCCCAUGAGGUAUUUGCCACUCUGGUGCUAUAAAAACAAGUUCUUGUCCUACAGACAGGUGGCGCUGUGUCGAAUGCCCGCCCUCUUUAUCUCAGGCUUGUCAGAUCAACUGAUACCCCCAGUAAUGAUGAAGCAGCUCUACGAGCUGUCUCCAUCGCGGACUAAACGCCUGGCCAUCUUCCCAGAAGGGACCCACAACGAUACUUGGCAGUGCCAGGGGUACUUUGCGGCAUUGGAGCAGUUUAUGAAAGACCUGCUGAAGAAUCACACACGAGAAGAGACAGUCCAGGGUGCUGCUAGUGUAACCAUUAUCUGACACCCCACCCCCCGCCCACCAGACUAAACCAGAGCCUGGAUCAAACUAAACCAGAAUGUACAUUUUUUUGUUAUGUUCUCUGUUGUAGGGUUUUUGUUUUUUC
This is a messenger RNA of Chanos chanos (milkfish), 1288 nucleotides long. RefSeq names its product protein ABHD13. The record is from RefSeq and is a predicted model, not a curated record. Gene Ontology annotation, cellular component: membrane. The transcript has 2 exons. NCBI's taxonomy places the organism in Eukaryota, Metazoa, Chordata, Actinopteri, Gonorynchiformes, Chanidae. Gene Ontology annotation, molecular function: palmitoyl-(protein) hydrolase activity. The coding region runs from base 172 to 1185 and encodes 337 amino acids.